Messenger RNA from Plasmodium coatneyi, 1029 nucleotides. RefSeq names its product KIR protein. The coding region runs from base 1 to 1029 and encodes 342 amino acids. The record is from RefSeq and is a predicted model, not a curated record. NCBI's taxonomy places the organism in Eukaryota, Apicomplexa, Aconoidasida, Haemosporida, Plasmodiidae. The transcript has 3 exons.
AUGACAAAAGAAGACCAGAAUCACUGUAAUGUGAAUGAGUUACCUUCACAAAAAAUAUAUCACCAUUUCAAGAAUAAUGGCAAAAAUCAGUAUGGGUGUGACAGUUCUUGGUCAGACGAAAUAGGAAAAAUACUGGUAAAUAAAUUAAAGGAAACUGGGGAUCCUAGUACAUAUGGCAAGGAAAUUGCGCAAGCUUAUUGUAUCGUAUCCAAAGUUAGAACAGGGAAGGAACAAGCCUGUUCGACAAUAUGUAAUUUCUUUUAUUAUUGGUUAGGGGAUAAAUUACAUAACAAUUUGCUAACACCUGGUUCCUUUAAGGAUAUUAUGGAACAAAUCUGUGAUAAAUUAAAAAGCUUUGGCGGCGAUCAUUGCACCUGUAGAACUAUGCACACUACUUUUAGCAAGGACAUCUUCCCUCAAAGAAAAACCGUAUUCGACUACUACUACGAUUAUAGAACGGUAUGGAGAAAAUUGAAGAACUCCCAAGCAGGGAGCUCUUCUCCCUGCAGAAAUGCAUAUGACACAUACAUAAAUGGAGCUACUACAGCAUAUGGACCAGUAAGUGCAAAUUGUCCCGUUAAUGGGGGUGAUGAAUACUGUACUGAAAUUGUAAGGAAAAUCAAGGAUGGGAAAAAUAUUCCAAGACCAUCAGAACUGAAAGAAAAGGCACUGUCUGUAGAAGGAGGGGAGGACCUUCCACCAGAAACAAAGGAUGAGACAAAUCUCAAUUCCUGUUUAGAACAGCUGUCUUCAGCAACUACUUCAUUAUCGGUGCAACAGAUUCUAAGUGAUCAUUCAUCAUCACCACAGGAGGGUAAUGAUAGUGGUAGUGAUAUCGUAACUGGUGUGGUCACUUCUGCAGUAGGCACACUAGUAGGCCUCCCAGUGGUCAGUGCUCUUUUAUAUAAAGUAAUAAUUAUCAUUACCACCAAAACCACUAUUACAAUCUCCUACCUUCUUGGUUCCAUAACCAAUUUGGAGGAAGGAAAAAAAGAAGAACAACAAUUGAAAGCGAUUUUGAUACUCUAA